This is a messenger RNA of Cynara cardunculus var. scolymus (artichoke), 617 nucleotides long. RefSeq lists its product as uncharacterized. The record is from RefSeq and is a predicted model, not a curated record. The coding region runs from base 114 to 539 and encodes 141 amino acids. The transcript has 2 exons. Lineage: Eukaryota; Viridiplantae; Streptophyta; Magnoliopsida; Asterales; Asteraceae.
AUGAUUCUCGAGUUCUGACAGAAGUUGCAUUUAACCCAACUUCAGGAUUUCCGUUUCCUCCACCAAGUAAAUAUUAUCUUUGUGAUGCUGCAUAUACCAAUACUCGUGGAUUUAUGACCCCCUAUCGCAAUACAAGGUAUUGGUUAGCAGAUUUUCGACGCCGACGUGCCUUGACUAAGGAAGAACGGUUCAAUCAUGCCCAUGCGCAACUUAGAAAUGUCAUCGAGCGUGCAUACGGGGUCUUGAAAGCAAUAUUUCCAAUUUUAAGACAAAUAGCUCCUUACCCUUUCCCAAUACAAAAAGAUGUAGUGAUUGCUUGUUUUGCAAUUCACAAUUUUAUAAGGAGAUGCAAUAUUCAAGAUCGCCUGUUUAUGGAGUAUGAUGAAAACAACAUGUUUACUAUCGAAGACCAAGACGAAGGAAUCGAGGAAGAAAGCAUUGAGGAAGAUGUUGAAGAAACACAAUGGGGUCCCCAAGGCAAUGAAUAUAUGACUGAUUUGCGUGAUCAGAUUGCAAAUCAAUUAAUGUUGAAUGCUUGAAAUUAAUAUUUGUAAGCGAACUAUUUGUACGCAAACAAUUAUGUUAAAGACUUGUAAUGACUUUUUGUUCGUUGUUGA